Messenger RNA from Siniperca chuatsi (mandarin fish), 3178 nucleotides. RefSeq names its product proteinase-activated receptor 1-like. Gene Ontology annotation, cellular component: membrane. The record is from RefSeq and is a predicted model, not a curated record. The transcript has 2 exons. NCBI's taxonomy places the organism in Eukaryota, Metazoa, Chordata, Actinopteri, Centrarchiformes, Sinipercidae. Gene Ontology annotation, biological process: phospholipase C-activating G protein-coupled receptor signaling pathway; positive regulation of blood coagulation; blood coagulation. Bases 207 to 1565 code for a protein of 452 amino acids. Gene Ontology annotation, molecular function: thrombin-activated receptor activity.
CGGGAAGGUGACAUCAGACAGUAGGAAUUCCUCUCUGUGUGCAGACUGCAGUUGAUUGGUGGACGAGGGCGUUUCGGACCGACUGGACUGUGGGCGGAAACUAAGGACACUUCUCCAUUCACUGGAUGAGAAAUAAUCUGGGAAAGGCUCGAGAAACACGGAGAACAUAAACGCGGAUUAACGAUAUUUAAUACUCUCCUGUUGGUAUGGCUUUAUUGUUCGGCAGCACUAUGUUUUCAAUGCGUCCACAAACUUUGCUGCUGGUUCUGGUGUGUGCGCGUGCUGCCUCGGCUGCAGCCAAUAACGUCUCCACUGCCCGAGGGAAGACCUUUGUCAUUUUUGACAAUUCAGUCACAGAUGAACCAAUAGACUAUAACCCUAAUUCAGAUGAUGACUUCUCCAAAGUUAACCAUUCUACAAGUGGUCGGGGGCGUAAUGUAACCAACUCCCAUAGGCCGGAAAUCACCGAAGAGGCGCUGCUGUUUCUAACGGGCCCUGUGUCCACCGUCCUCAUACCUUCCUUCUACACACUGGUCUGCCUCAUCAGUGUGCCCAUCAACAUCUGUGCGCUGCUGGCCUUCGCACGGAAGAUCCGACCUAAGAAGCCAGCAGCGAUCUAUAUGCUGAACCUGGCCUGCACUGACCUGCUCUUCGCCAUGCUGCUCCCCUUUAAGAUCUCCUACCACUUUGGCGGCAACAACUGGAUAUUCGGCUCGCCCAUGUGCCGCGUGGUCACCGCAGCCUUUUACUGGAACAUGUAUUGCUCUGUUCUCCUCAUAGCUUGCAUCAGUGUGGACCGGCUUCUUGCUGUAGUCUACCCUAUCGACUCCCUGACUUGGAGAAGGCCACGGAACGCAAUCAUCGCCUGUGUAGCUAUGUGGAUACUAUCCUUUGCUGGUUCGGUGCCCCUCGUCCUCUCCAACCAGACUGUUCACCUUAGAGAGUUGAACAUCACCACCUGCCAUGAUGUCCAGUACUCACAUGAGCUAAUCUGGAAAUACAAGAUCUACUUCAUCACCCUCUGCUGCGCCCUCUUCUUCCUGCCUCUGCUCAUCACAGUGGUGUCCUACACUUGGGUGAUCUGGUCGCUGAGCAGGGUCCCACACGGGGUUCCAGGACGCUCACGCAGACGAACAAGAGCAGUGGUGAUUGCUUUAACGGUGCUGGUGAUGUUUGUGCUGUGUUUCACGCCCACAAACUGUCUACUGCUAGCGCACUACACGCAGUUUAAUGAGGGAAUAGAGAAGAGCCGAGUGGCCCCUGAUGGCUCCUACGUAGUCUAUCUGGUGUUUAUGUGUUUGGGAAGUCUGAACUGCCUCCUGGAUCCUCUGCUCUACUACUUUGGAUCAUCCCAAUGCCAGAGACAACUGUGUAGUAUGCUGAGGUGUCAGAAGAUUACAGAGCGCAGUAGCAUCAGUCAUUCAUCAUCUAAUUCAUACAGAUCCAGCAGAAGAACAAUUCUGAAAUCCAGCCAUACAGAAAGCUCCAAAAUAAACACUCCAGUCACCAAAAUGGACUCUUUCCAAAAAAGCCUCAACAGCCAAUACAACAAACUGCUGGUCUGAUAGACUGUCACAUUCAGCAGGCAUUAAUCAGAGUGACUUAACUGAGUCUUACCUGUGAUAUUAAAGCUAAGAAACAGUAGAUAUAUUUUAUUUUGAAGUCCAAGUAACAACAAAUAAAGAGCACAAAGUGAAUCUGUAAGGUUUUGCCUAUUGUAUGUAUUUUCCUUUCAUGAUUAGAAUGGAGGAUAACUGAUCCUAUCAUGCCAACAGAAAUAGCUACAAAUCUAGGUUUCAUAACAACAAACGUGUAGCGACAGACGUGCCUUUUGAGUGAAAAACAGUAAAAACAAUGCACGGAAGGAAGUUGAGAUGAGAUAAGAACAUGCUUUCUAGAACAAUUCUGGUGAAUACUGUGAUACUAUGAAAUGCUUUUAUUUUUGCACUGUAUGUGUAAGAGCUUAUGAGUUGCUGAAAGAGAAUCUGUAGCUAAUACAUUUAAUGAAAGGAGAUGACUUGCUAUUUUGUUUUUUGUUUUUUUUCUGUAUAUAUGUUUACUGAAAAGCUUAUUUUCAAGCACUUUCAAGCUGUUAAUCAUGUUUUACUUUGCACUUAUUUUUUUUUUUUUUUACUACUUUUGGUAUCUGAAUUACUAUAUUAUCAUAUCAUUGUGAUAGUGUAAUUAAGACACAACUGUAAUGGGCCGAGCAAACAUCCUACAGUGGCAUAUUUAGUUUAAUGCUGCUCUCUGCUGGUGGGAAAUGUGAAGUACUGACAAGUCAUUUUACACCAUUGUCCGGUUCUUUUCUCCUCCAGCAGGUAGAGCUGCUGUACAGUUCACAAAAGCUAACCUGGAGGAUAGACUCUGGCCACCUCUUUCACUGUGUAUUGGUCUUGAGAGUUGUGUGAUAGUGUAAAGGAACUACUCACUGAAUAAAUACUUUUUGAAUUAUUCAAUAUAAGCUAAAAUACCUGGCUGUUCUGUAGUUUAUUUCUGAUAGUCCACUUACCCCUAACCCUCUACUGCACACAUUAUGGUUUUGUGUUGCCUCAGGGUAACGUUGUGCUAUAAGGGUAGGAAAACACCAAGGAAAAUCUGAUAGUUUCAGAACAUUUAUUGAGUGAAAUAAAUUAGAAAUAAGCACUAUUUUCAUUUGUUUUUAUAUAGUAUUUGUUCAGAACAUUUGUAUUGUGCAGCAAGCACAAUCGUAUUGUAACAGAUUAAUAAAAGAUUGUGCAGAAAGUACAAUUUUAGGCCAUAGCAAUGUCCCUGUGUCCAUUGCCUGUGAAUUUCAGUGGAUAUGUUCAUAAAAAACAUUGACCAAGAUCCUCUUUUUACAUCACAAGUCAUUUGACUCCAUCGAGCACAUUACUACUCUGAGAAGUAGCUUAACUGCACAACCUUGCCCUGAGGCAACAAGGAGAAACCCCCUUUAUUAUAUACAUAUAUACGUUUUUUUUUCUCAAAAACUUAUCAAAUAUGAUUUUUUUAGAGGUUCAUACACAUGUAGCCUACAUAUUUUAAAUGUUAAAAAAAAAUAGUGAAAAAUUUCUGAGAACCCAUCUUCAGAUGUCUUGUCCGACCAAUAGUCCAAAAUCAAAAGAUGUUCAAGUAUAAGUGAUAUAAGAAAACUUGACAAUGUCUGGUAUUUUUUAUUAAAACGUGACUGAAAUGA